Messenger RNA from Salarias fasciatus (jewelled blenny), 1876 nucleotides. It is a transcript of the gene cacng3b, whose product is annotated as calcium channel, voltage-dependent, gamma subunit 3b. The record is from RefSeq and is a predicted model, not a curated record. Gene Ontology annotation, molecular function: channel regulator activity; voltage-gated calcium channel activity. Gene Ontology annotation, cellular component: AMPA glutamate receptor complex; postsynaptic density membrane. Lineage: Eukaryota; Metazoa; Chordata; Actinopteri; Blenniiformes; Blenniidae. Gene Ontology annotation, biological process: calcium ion transport; transmission of nerve impulse; postsynaptic neurotransmitter receptor diffusion trapping. Bases 428 to 1378 code for a protein of 316 amino acids. The transcript has 4 exons.
UAUGGACGGUCGGAGGGGAGGAGAGGAGGAAUGAGGCAGCUCCUCUCUGAAUGAGUGAGGCCAGUGUGGUGUAGUUUGGGGACAACCGGUGGUCGUUUAUCCUCCGGUGUGUGUGCGUGCGCGCGCGCACGUGUGUAUAAGGGAUGGCGGUGGUGAAAACCGGUUUUUGAUGCGCGAGAAAGUGACGUGCCACCCUCCCACAUUCCCGCCCUUUGCCACGAGCCUCCUGUCAACUCACCCCAAGUACUUGGUGAUCUGUGCACCUUUUUUACGCGCGGCUGUGCGCGUCUCGCCGCGUGCCUGUUUGUCCAGUCGGACUCUGCAAGUCUCGCGGGAUAUAAAGGAAAUAAAAGGGUGAUUCCAAAAUAUCGAAAAAAAACAAACAAACAAAGAAACACAGAGAUUAAGACAAACAGGAGCCGCCUAUAUGAAGAUGCUGAUGUGUGACCGCGGCGUCCAGAUGCUCGUGACGACGGUGGGCGCGUUCGCCGCCUUCAGCCUCAUGACCAUCGCCGUCGGAACCGACUACUGGCUGUACUCGCGCGGGGUCUGCCGCGUGAAGAGCAGCGGCGACAACGACACGAGCCGCAAGAACGAGGAGGUGAUGACGCACUCCGGCCUCUGGCGAACCUGCUGUCUGGAAGGAACGUUCAGAGGUGUGUGUAAGAAGAUCGACCACUUCCCAGAGGACGCUGACUACGAAGCAGAUGCUGCCGAAUACCUCCUCCGUGCUGUGCGUGCCUCCAGCAUCUUUCCCAUCAUGAGUGUGGGCCUGCUGUUCCUCGGGGGGCUCUGUGUGGCGGCCAGUGAGUUUUACAGGAGCCGACACAACGUCAUCCUCAGCGCAGGAAUCUUCUUCGUCUCUGCAGGCCUCAGUAACAUCAUUGGGAUUAUUGUCUAUAUCUCGGCCAACUCCGGCGACCCGGGUCAGAGCGACAGCAAGAAGUCCUACUCCUACGGCUGGUCCUUCUAUUUCGGCGCGCUUUCGUUCAUCAUGGCAGAGAUGGUGGGCGUGCUGGCCGUGCACAUGUUUAUUGAGAAGCACCGCAAGCUACGGGCUAAGUCCCGCACUGAGCUCAUCAAGAAAUCCGCCUUCAGCCGCAUCCCUUCCUACCGCUACCGCUUCCGGCGCCGCUCCAGCGUGCGUUCCUCCGAAGCCCCCAGCCGUGACGCCUCGCCGCUCGGGAAGGGCGGCUACACGGGGCCGGCCGCCUCCGAGAUGCCCAUGUACACGCUGAACCCCCGGGAGGCCGGCAACGCGGGAUCCAAAUCCGGCGGCAUGGGCGGGCUGCUCAACUCGGAGAGGGAGUUCCUCCAGAGCAGCACGCUCACUAAAGACUACAGCAAGGACCCCAACCGCAGGACCACGCCCGUCUGAGAGGUGCUGGCCGCAGAUAUCGCCCGGUUAGAGAAUCAAAGAGGAGGAUGAGACGCGCAGGGGGGCGUACCAGUAGAAGCAGGGGACACACAGGGUUAAGGGGUGGGACGGGGGUUUGAUAAACUUUGACUGUGAACUGUGAACUUUUAGCCUUUGAACUGUGAAUCCUGAGCCCUGUGAGCGUUUCAGUGUGUGUAGCAGGGUCAAUGUCGAUGGAGAAGUUGUUCCCAACUCCACCUCACCACAUAUCACUGUAGUUAUUAUACCCGGAGCUCCUUAUAAAAGAAGGCACAUUCGAUUUAUGCUCGUAAGUUUUAUGUUCAUAAAUUGACAUUUUGGCAUUUUGUAAAGAGGAAAACCGUUUUAAAAAAAAAAAUACUGUGAGUGGUCUUCAGUUUGGGACAACUUCUUCAGAAAAUUUAAAUAAUGUGAAUUGCAGGAGGAGGAGAAGAAAGAGGUGACAGACAACGUUUGAUCUUUGAUCUCUCUUCUCCAGAG